Messenger RNA from Strongylocentrotus purpuratus (purple sea urchin), 2637 nucleotides. RefSeq names its product FK506-binding protein 2. The coding region runs from base 100 to 678 and encodes 192 amino acids. The record is from RefSeq and is a predicted model, not a curated record. Gene Ontology annotation, molecular function: peptidyl-prolyl cis-trans isomerase activity. Gene Ontology annotation, biological process: protein peptidyl-prolyl isomerization. The transcript is spliced from 5 exons. NCBI's taxonomy places the organism in Eukaryota, Metazoa, Echinodermata, Echinoidea, Camarodonta, Strongylocentrotidae.
UAUCCACGUCCUCAACAUAACAAAUGAAAAUCCGCGAAGGAGACACGACUCGGGAUUUUUUUUGCUUAUUAUAUUUGGUGAUCUAAUCACCUGAUCACCAUGAUUUUAAUUAAAUAUGAAAGUGUAAUUGUAGGGAUUGCAAUAGUUUGUACCUGUCUGUCAAUAGCACACGCAGCUAAGAAGAAAAAGCCAAAGGAACUGGAAAUUAUAUCAGAGUACAAACCGGAGGAAUGUACUGUUGUGGCACAAACUGGAGAUGUUGUCAAAGUGCAUUACACAGGUACCUUUGAGAACGGUGCCAUCUUUGACUCCUCAAGGCAGGACAAUCGAGAGCCGAUUGAUUUUAAGCUGGGCGGCAAGAUGGUGAUCCAGGGCUGGGAGUUGGGCAUUGAAGGCAUGUGUAUAGGGGAGAAGCGUAAACUCAUCAUCCCUCCUCAUCUAGGUUAUGGAAAGAAAGGAAGCGGACCCAUACCACCCGAUUCGACACUCGUCUUCGAAACAGAGCUUGUGGAUUUACAGAAACCUGAAACUUCUCUUGCCAAUCGAAUAAUGAAGCUCGUCCGAUUCAUAGUCCCUCCAUCGAUAGUGAUCCUACUCCUCUAUUACAUGUGGGAGAAGAGCGCCAAAAAUCCAUUAGGGAAAUUAAAAGGGGACAGAAGGGGCAAAAAGAAGAGAUAAUGUACAACAUUUAGUACCCUGCACUUUUAAUAAUACACUCAGUGGACUGUUAUUAUGCAAGUUGGAAAAAAAACACACUUACAAAUAAUUUUAGGGAUGUGCUUCGUGUGAGUUGUCAGUUUCUCUGUUUCAGUCCAUGUUUCAAACUGCAAUUAUAUACCAAAGUAAUUGGAAAAAUCUUUUGUGUUGCUUUGAUGAAGCUUAUUCGUGUAUCCGUCUGCUGUGUGUAAUGUGUUUUACUUCUUACACGAAUGUCACAAAAACUUGAACUCCAAACAAAUAGUUAACAUUUAUAGAAGUAUGUUGGAGUGAAAUUGCUAUAAAAAGAUAUCAUAUUGACUUCAAUAAGUAUGACUUUAAAGAUAUAUUUCCAAUGAGAUAACGCAGCUGCAAAUAUAGUUUAUAAAUGUUUGUCCUGCGAUUAAAAUAUAUAGUAAGAAUAUGAGAAGCUACCUAUGGAAUCACAAAGGAUGUACAUGGGGUGCUACAACCCUUAUGCCUGGGACAUCCUAAAAUAGCAAUUGUGUUAUUUUAUGGCAUUAGCUUUAGACAUAUGAAAUAUUUUUUUAGGAAUUUUUUGUGGAAGCCAACCUACCUACCUAAGGGGAGCAUAUUCAGCCCCUUGAUACAACACAUAAAGCAGCCUGGUAUUUACCUUGUUGUUAUUGUUUUUGUUUCAUUAGAAGUACUGAUAUUUGUAAUAUCCAUUUUGAAAUUGGAUGUUGGAGCAAAGGUAUUUUGUAGAUGCUUUCUUGCCAGUGUGCCUGAGCAGUGAGGCUGUGCAUUAAUAUGAAAAUAUCAGUUGUUGCUAAGUCAAGCAAUCUGUAAAGGCUUUUAGAGAAUGAAGAGUAUGCUUUGGCCUCAAGAUAGAAAAAUAAUAUACAUUUAUGAGAGAAAAUUUCUGAGUUAAAAUUAUAAUUAGAGUUUGAUCAAGUAAAUGAAGUUAUUUUACACUCGCAAUAUUUCUGGUAGAGAAUGAAGUAAUAUAUUUCCUCUAGUUCUGCCCCCCCCCCUCUCUUUCUCUCUCUUCAUUUUUUUGUCUUUUUCUUAUCUUUCACAUUCCAGUAUGCUUUUAGACCCCCCCCCCUCUCUUCAUCACGUCACUGUUUCAUAUUUGUUUUACUACAUGUUUUUCUUUCCAUUCAUCUACAUGUGCAUAGCCAAUUCAGUGCAUAUUAUGCAGUAUCAAGAUGAUUAAUUUCAUCCAAUUUUUUUUAAAUCAUGGCUUAAACUGUAUUCACACCAAAUUGUAUAUAUCUAUUAACAUUCCAACAUCAUGUACAUUCUGUCAUGCAUUUACGAUACAAGGGUUGCACAUGUUAAAUCUAUAGAUUGUCUUUAGGUAUUAUAGUCAUAUACACCCGAGUUUGAGAUAUGAAAUUUAAAUGGUGUUCAUGAUUUAAUAUGCAGGAAGAUGGUGCCAAAAUAUUUUGUGUAAUUUUUUUUCUUCUUUCUUUUCUUCAUUAUUAUAAAUUGUAUAGCUUUCCUUGCCUUUACUUUAUCUUAAUGUUUUUCUUCAAAAACCUUUAAAUGUACAGUCAAUGUUGCUGUUAUAGUGGUCAACUCUAUAUUCUUGUAACAGCAGAAGUAUGCAAAUUGUCCAGUGAUAUUUACAUAAAUUUGCGAUCUCACUUGUAUGUAAAAAUAAUCAUAUCAUGCAAGAAAUUUAAAGUAUGUGUUGAUGAAGGAUCGGUAUGCCUAUAGACUUGGACAUGUUCACAAAUAAAUACAUUCCGAUAACAGAUACAGGUCUGACUGUAUGUGAGGGACUUUUUAUUUUCUCUAUCUUUUACUUUUUUUCUGUUUGUUUAUUUUGCUUGUAUUUUGGCUAAUGAAUAUCCAUUGAUAUGGAAGUGCAAAGAGCUAGUUUGAACAAAGUCAAUGUCGGUGCUUGUCUAUUCUAUAAAAUACUAUGUGAAAAAUCAUGACUGUAAUAAAUCACUUUUUAAUGAAUCAAUA